AUGAUGAAGCGACAAAUUUUGCUAUUAGCAAUGUUUGUAAUACCGUACACCUAUGAAGCGGUUGGUGGUUUAAUUGGACAAACGCAAUCAUCAGGUGCUAAAGGUUAUUUGACAUGUAAUGGGCGACCUGAAACUGAUGUAUUGGUUAAACUCUAUGAUGACGAUAGAGGCUUCGAUUUUGAUGAUUAUAUGGGUGAAACAGUUACUGAUUCUCGUGGAUAUUUUGAAGUUUCCGGAUAUAAUGCUGAAAUAACAAAAAUUGAUCCUAAAAUAAACAUCUAUCAUGAUUGUAACGAUGGUUGGUGGCCUUGCCAACGUAAGAUCAGCAUUAUGAUACCGGACGAAUUCAUUUCAGUUGGCAAUGUACCACGAAAAAUUUAUGAUAUUGGAACAAUUGAAUUAGCUGGUGAAUUUAGCGGUGAAACACGUGAUUGCAUACAUUAG
Messenger RNA from Cercopithifilaria johnstoni, 444 nucleotides. Lineage: Eukaryota; Metazoa; Nematoda; Chromadorea; Rhabditida; Onchocercidae. The record is from the annotation of a GenBank genome assembly.